This is a messenger RNA of Schizosaccharomyces cryophilus OY26, 4864 nucleotides long. Its product is annotated as PEK/GCN2 protein kinase Gcn2. Lineage: Eukaryota; Fungi; Ascomycota; Schizosaccharomycetes; Schizosaccharomycetales; Schizosaccharomycetaceae. Gene Ontology annotation, molecular function: protein binding; ATP binding; eukaryotic translation initiation factor 2alpha kinase activity. Gene Ontology annotation, biological process: DNA damage checkpoint signaling; regulation of translational initiation by eIF2 alpha phosphorylation. The transcript is spliced from 2 exons. The record is from RefSeq and is a predicted model, not a curated record. The coding region runs from base 105 to 4826 and encodes 1573 amino acids.
CUUCCACCUACCGUACUACUAAGUGUCAAUUGAACAUUAGAGCUAAACAGCAGUUAAAGGACAAUUGAUUAUUUCCAAUUGACAUUCUUCUUAAAGAAUUGUUCAUGGACACUGCGAAACGCUUGGAAUUAUGUCAGGAAAUACAGCAAAAUGAAAUCGCGGCUUUGAAGGCAAUUUUCAUGGACGACUUUGAGGAGUUGAAAUCCAAAAAUGCUUGGAAUGUAUCAAAUGGCCGGGUCUUCGCUAUUCAUUUAUGUUCUCGUAGUGCAAGUGCAAAAAGCAUUGCAAAAGUCGAUCUCUAUAUAGAGUUGGGAAGAAGUUAUCCCUAUGUCAAACCAACAGUGAAGCUUCAAAAUGGAGAAAAUGUACUGAAGUCUCAGGUGCGCUUCCUGUUAAAAAAGUUGGAUCAAAAGACGAAAGAGUUACUGGGUGAGGAAAUGAUUUUCGAACUUGCUAGUAUUGUACAGGAAUACUUGAAUGAUUGGCAGUCGGACUUAUCCUCUCAGUUUUCUAGUUUGGAAGAAGAGCGUGCUGUUCAACUUCAACAGGAUAGAGAGCGUGCUGAAAUAGACGAACAGCUAAAAUUAGAGAGAGAGAAGGAAGCUCACUACGAAGAGGAAAAAAUCUUACAAAAUAAAAUUCGUGACGAGCUUCAGCGUCGUUCUUAUGAUUCUCCGCAAUCGCCCAAGGAGAAGAGGUCGGAUGACACCAUUAAAUUGUCUUUUAAUCGACUGCCUUCUUCUGUUUAUUUCGACUGUUCCAUCUCUGUAAAAAACUGCCAAGAUUCUCUCGUCGAAUUUCAUAAAGUAAUUCCAUUAUACACGAUAUCCCGUUCCCCUCUUUCUAAAUUAGCACUGGCAAAAGCUGAUGUCGAUGAAGUCCUAUUACCAGAUUGCGUAUUCAUGCUUAGAAUGAUACGGUUUACGAACCCUUAUUAUAGUACUGAAGCGGGCAAAAAAUUAAUUCAAGAUCUGGAAAGUGAACUAGAAAACUUGAAAGUCAUUCGACAUGAUUUGCUGGCUUCUAUCUAUGAGUAUCAAUUGCAGCGUGAAUUAGAAAGCCAUGGUUGGCGUCUGUAUAUAUUACAAGAAUACUCUAAUAAACUCACUUUGGCAGGCUUGUUACAAACUAUUGUGACACUGGAUGUAGAGACUGUCCGAACUUUUUCCAAUAAUAUUUUAGAAGGGCUUGCUGAACUUCAUCGACUAGGAAUAUCUCAUCGCAACCUUCAUUUAGAUAAUGUCAUUUUAUUUCAAUCGGGUCACAAAACCUUUGCUAAACUUAUGGAUUUUUGUUUUACAAGGACUUUACGAGAUAUGAAUGCGUUAUUUCCUUUUGAUACAGGAUCAGAGAGUAUCCCUGGAAUUUUGCCAGAAGAUUUGUAUCCUCCAGAAGUCAGUGAAACCUCUUUUAUGUCGGCUUCUCGCAAAACAGACAUAUGGUGCUUUGGUCUCUUAGUCUUACAAAUGCUCUGUGGUAUGCAUGUCUUGCAAAAAUUCUCUUCGAUAAAGCUUUUGUUCAGUCAUGUCAUUCCUUUACUACCUGGACCAUAUCAACAACUUAUUCGGCGUUGCUUAAUGCGUGAUCCCAAAAAGAGGCCGACAGCUACGGAUUUACUUUCAAGUCAAGUCAUAAGACUCGGGACAUCUAUUUUGUCUACAGUUGAGCAGGGAUCAUCAGGAAGAAAUCCCCGUAUGUCAUAUGGUGGGCAAGACGGAAUAAUCGAUAUGUUAUACAGAAAAAGUGUCUCCCGCUAUGAGACUGAUUUUGAGGAGAUUGAAUUUCUUGGCAAAGGUGGAUUUGGUGAAGUGGUUAAAGUAAAAAAUCGUAUUGAUGGUCGUUUUUAUGCUAUAAAAAAACUCUUGCUCCACAACAAUGACAAAGAAAACAGUCGAAUUUUACGAGAGGUAAUGACCCUUUCUCGUCUCCAUCACGAGAACGUUGUUCGAUACUAUACCGCUUGGGUGGAAACUGAUACAAGUGAGACUUUUAAGGAAUCUGAUUCCGAGGAAGACUCAUUUGCACCAUCAUCAAGAAUAACUAGCGAUAUUCAACGCUCAAGUAAGUACACCACAGAUGAUUUUUCAGAUCUUGAUAUACAUUUUGAGGGUGAGACUUCUAGUCCAGAAAAUCCUGAAUUGUCUUCUGAAACUUCUUAUUCUGCUUCCAAUAUUUCCGAUGAUAUCAAUUUGGGUGAAAGUGAAAGCGAUAAAGCGACAAUUUUAACAAGUAAAACUCAAGAGCCAAUUCUUAACGCUACUUUAUAUGUUCAAAUGGAAUACUGUGAAAAGCUAUCGUUACAGGAUAUCAUCAGAGAAAAACUUCCAGUUGACGAAAUAUGGCGCCUUUUUAGACAAAUUUUGGAAGCAUUGGCAUAUAUUCACAGUCGAGGAAUGAUGCAUAGGGAUCUCAAACCUGGAAACGUGUUUUUAGAUGAAAACAGAAAUGUUAAGUUAGGAGACUUUGGCUUAGCCACAGAAAAUGAGCCAAGUCAGAUCACCAAUGAUAAACUAAAGGAUAAGAAUACGGUUGAUGGGGAACUUACUUCGGGAGUGGGAACGGCUCUUUACGUCGCACCAGAGCUUCUUAAAAAUACUAGUGGAUUACACUAUGAUGCGAAGGUGGAUAUGUAUAGUUUAGGUAUUAUACUGUUCGAAAUGUGUAUGUCAUUUUCAACAUCUAUGGAGCGAAUUCGGUUGAUUGAUGCCAUCAGAUCUCCUUCCAUCUUGUUCCCUAAAAAUUUCCCCUUCUCUCUAACGAGUCAUGAAUAUAAAGUAAUUCAUUCCCUCUUGCAACAUGAUCCUACUAAAAGACCUUCCAGUCAAGAAUUGCUGGAAAGUGAGGCUAUACCUCCUAAAGUUGGCGAAGAAUAUAUACAAGAAGGCUUGAAGUUGUUAUCAAAUCGAAAUAGUCCGUAUUAUUCAAAACUUUUAAAAGUUCUUUUUGGUCAAGUCCCCGAUAGACAUAAAGAUUACACAUAUGACUUCAAUCUUUCAGAAGACAACAAUGCCAUAUCAAGGGUUUUAGAAAGAGGAUGGGAUAGUCUUCUUGCUGGCUUGGUUCGGGAUCAUAUAGUUCAAGUCUUUCGAAGACACGGCGCAAAGGAGCGAGAAUCACAAACGUUAUUUCCAAAGUCUACACAGUAUGGUGAAAAUAAGGCUGUGGUUUCAUUAUUAGACAGAGCUGGAGCACUUUUACAACUCCCCUACGAUACUGCGUUGCCAUAUGCAAGGAAUGUAGCCCGUAACGCUGUCGAAGAAGAAAAAACUUUUCUAAUAGCGGAUGUCUUUAGAGAAUCUUACGGUGGUGGUAAACCAAAAGCUAUAAAAAAGAUAUCAUUUGAUUUAACUACAAAUUCAGACAACUUAGACUGGUACGACGCCGAAACAAUCAAAGUUUUGGAUGAAGUGCUGCUUGAGAUUCCAUCACUAGUUAACAGUUGUAUCUGGGUAAAUCAUGCUGAUAUUUUUUCUGGAAUCCUUGACUAUUUACAAAUUUCUAGAGAAAAAAGAAACCGCACUAGUCAAAUUCUUGGUCAAAAGAACCAAGGUUUUUCUUUUUCGCAGAUUCGAAACCAACUCAGAAAUGAAUCUUUAGUGCCUUCGACGACUUUAGAUGACUUGAAACAGUUUGACUUUUUCAUGACUUUUGAGGAAGGUUUAAAUAAAAUAAGGAGAAUUUUUGGGAAAUCGCUGACGAUUAAAAUGCGCAAUGCAUUAGUAUAUUUAGAGAAAGUUAUGUUUUUUUUGAAAGGGCUUAAACUUUCACAUCCGGUUUAUUUUGUUCCUCUUUGCGUCCACAACCAUGAAUUUUAUGAAGGGGGAGUAAUGUUUCAAGCAAUACACACUGCCGAAAAAGCCGAGCUUCUAUGUGUAGGAGGAAGAUACGAUAAGCUUGUUAGGUUAUUUGAUCCUCCAUUAAUGAGAACGACCCGAAGAAAACAUGUUAUUGGUAUGAGUUUGGGAUUAGAGAGUAUUGUGUCCUCAGUAUCGCGGUAUAUCCAUUUCCACUCUAGGAAGCAAUCCAAAGUGCAAACACCGUCACCCAUAAUGAAAACAUUAGGCUCCUGGUUACCUCGGCGAGUAGAUGUUCUUGUAACCAGUAUCGGUAAAGACUCUUUAAUGGAAAAAUGUGCCUUACUUCAGGAAUUAUGGUCCCUGAACAUUCGCGCUGAUAUUGUUUUACGUGGAGCUACUAGUUUGGAAGAAAUAGUUACGCGUUUCAAAAGUGAAGGUGUAAAUUGGGUUCUAGUAGUAAGGCAAAAAAACACGCAAAUGGAACAUUCUGUGAAAGCUCGGAAUAUAAUGAAAAAUGAAGAUGAUGAAAUUAAAAUAGACGAGAUUGGUGUUUGGCUCCUAGGAGAAAUUAAUGAGCGGAAGCGAAAUGAGAAUUUAUCCCAAACAAGGCAGAUAAUUGAUUCCGAUAUCCAAGACUAUGGGAAAUACAAUGAUUCAUCAUCUGAUAUUGAUUUGGAUGUGCAGCUUGUUCCCUUGAAAGGUGCUAGUGACAGAAAGUAUAAAUGGAAGCAUAAGCAAAAUGCAAUGAACAAAGUCAAUGACCUUGUACAAUCAGCAAUACACGAUAGUACCAAAGACGCCUUGGCAUUAGCAGUAGACUGUGAUGCUGGAGCCAUGCAAGGACUGAAAAGUACAAGUCUUAAAGAUGAUAAUUCUUGGAAAAAGUUGAUUGACAGCUGUCCUGCUUCUCAAAGGGAGUAUAUGCAAAGACUCCAAACGAAACUCACAAAUUUGGCUGAGAAAGGAAGAAAUCGAGUUUGGAUUUGUUCUUUUCGAACCAAUGAAAUAUAUCUUUACGGUUUAAAUUAAUUAAUUUUGAUAGAAUAAUAGAAUUUCCUCUUGACUCA